AUGUCCUCCCAAGGCUCCCCCAGGCCCGUCAGGAUCACCACCUUCCCCCUCCGCGACCAGCCGGGCCGCAUAGCAGCCUACGCCGCCGCCGCCGCCCUCAUCACCCUGGUCUCGCGGCGCGCCCUCGUCGAGCCGGGCUCCGUCCUCUACGAGACCCUCCUCAGGACCCCCGAGGCGGCCGCGACGGCCGCGCGGGUCCAGAACUACGCCUUCGUCUUCAUCUUUGGCGCCCACGCCGUCGAGGCGCCGCUCUUCGCCGCGACCAAGCUGCGCAAGCACGGCGUGCCGUUCCUCAGCCUGCUGUGGUGGAAGUGGGUGGCGGCCUGCUGCCUCGGGGGUGUCGCUGCGUGGAAGCACUUCGCGCUGACUGUCGCUGCGGCGGAGGGGAAGCGGGCUUAG
This is a messenger RNA of Diaporthe batatas, 399 nucleotides long. RefSeq lists its product as uncharacterized. NCBI's taxonomy places the organism in Eukaryota, Fungi, Ascomycota, Sordariomycetes, Diaporthales, Diaporthaceae. The record is from RefSeq and is a predicted model, not a curated record. The transcript has a single exon. Bases 1 to 399 code for a protein of 132 amino acids.